Messenger RNA from Penicillium brevicompactum, 312 nucleotides. RefSeq lists its product as uncharacterized. The coding region runs from base 1 to 312 and encodes 103 amino acids. The record is from RefSeq and is a predicted model, not a curated record. The transcript is spliced from 3 exons. Lineage: Eukaryota; Fungi; Ascomycota; Eurotiomycetes; Eurotiales; Aspergillaceae.
AUGACUAUCUCAACCGGCCCUCAUCCGACAAUUUCUGCACAUGAAUAUAUAUUCGGGGAGUGUAUGAUUGCAGACCUCGCACUGCAGGGUUCCUCUAUCUCUCCAAGCCCAUUGAGAGUUUCUAUGAUGCUCGCAUCCGACAUCUUCGUGGUGUCUCAGUCCCUCCACGAUGCGAUUGAAUGCAUGCUGGCGGUCUGCAACAUUGGCAUGUUGCGGAACCUCCUCAUCCACAGCUUGGUUUGCCAUUGUGGCAAGCCUGUUCUCGUGCCAAAGCUUGACCGCAAUUAUAGCAAAAUUCUCGACCGCAGCUAG